Molecule: messenger RNA, 4136 nt
Organism: Cicer arietinum (chickpea)
Lineage: Eukaryota; Viridiplantae; Streptophyta; Magnoliopsida; Fabales; Fabaceae
Source: RefSeq, a predicted model, not a curated record
ACCCAAUAACCGUUCUUGUUCCCUCUCCUCACAGAACAAGUUAAAGUGACGAAUAUGCCAACAACACACACCCCACCAAUAUCAAACACACUGAAAUCAAAAUAAAUAUUUCUUCUAUCUAGAGAGAGAGAGAGAGUAGAAAAGUUAGUUAGGAUCAGAAAAAAGCAGGUAGAGUUUAGUGAGAUAGAUAAUUGUAAUAAACAAGAGUGAAGACGUUGUGUUUGUGUUUAUGUAUAAAAGAAAAAAGCUUAGGAAUUUAUGAAAUGUCAAAAGAAUCUGAGGAGAUAAAGACUAUUGAACAGUGGAAAUGGUCUGAAAUGCAAGGUCUUGAGCUUGUAGGGCGUGAUGAUGAUGUUGAUAAUACUCACAACAAUUCUGAGUCUUUUAAAGGAAACCUACCAACAGUAACAGAGGAAGGUGCUACUGCUACUGUUAUUGAUUCUCAGCAACAUCAAGUUUCAAAGGAAAUGGUGGAAACAUCAGAACCAAAUAAAGAUGGUGGUAUUGAGGAGAAGAAGAUUAAGACUGAGAGUGUUCCUUCUGUUGGGUUUGGAGAGCUUUUCAGAUUUGCUGAUGGGUUGGAUUAUAUUCUUAUGACAAUUGGAACUGUUGGAGCAAUUGUUCAUGGUUGUUCUUUGCCUAUUUUCCUUAGAUUCUUUGCGGAUCUUGUUAACUCUUUUGGGUCUAAUGCUAAUAAUUUGGACAAGAUGACACAUGAAGUUGUCAAGUAUGCAUUUUACUUCCUUGUGGUUGGUGCUGCUAUUUGGGCAUCUUCAUGGGCAGAGAUUUCUUGUUGGAUGUGGACCGGAGAGCGACAAUCAACCAAGAUGAGGAUCAAGUACUUAGAAGCUGCAUUGAAACAAGACAUUGAGUUCUUUGACACCGAGGUUCGAACUUCUGAUGUUGUUUUUGCCAUCAACACUGAUGCUGUCAUGGUCCAGGAUGCCAUUAGUGAGAAGUUGGGAAAUUUCAUUCACUACAUGGCUACUUUUGUUUCUGGUUUUGUUGUUGGCUUCACUGCUGUUUGGCAAUUGGCUUUGGUUACUCUUGCUGUAGUCCCUAUGAUAGCUGUGAUCGGAGCUAUUCACACCACCACUUUGGCUAAGCUUUCUAGUAAGAGCCAAGAAGCUCUUUCUCAAGCUGGCAACAUUGUAGAACAGACAGUCUUGCAAAUACGAGUAGUGCUGUCUUUCGUGGGGGAGUCCCGAGCACUACAAGGUUACUCAUCAGCCUUGAAGGUUGCUCAGAAGCUUGGCUACAAAACUGGAUUAGCAAAGGGAAUGGGAUUAGGCGCUACUUACUUUGUUGUGUUCUGCUGUUAUGCACUUCUGCUAUGGUAUGGAGGCUAUCUAGUAAGACAUCACUACACCAAUGGAGGACUUGCCAUUGCAACCAUGUUUGCUGUCAUGAUUGGUGGAUUGGGUUUGGGGCAGUCUGCACCUAGCAUGGCUGCAUUUACAAAGGCGAGGGUUGCAGCUGCGAAGAUUUUCCGGAUAAUUGAUCACAAACCUAAUAUAGACAGAAACAGUGAAUCUGGGUUGGAAUUGGAGACAGUUACUGGACUCGUGGAGCUGAAAAAUGUGAACUUUUCUUACCCAUCGAGGCCUGAGGUUCUGAUCCUCAAUGAUUUCUCCUUGAAUGUUCCUGCUGGAAAAACCAUGGCUUUGGUUGGUAGCAGUGGCUCUGGCAAGAGCACUGUUGUUUCCCUUAUUGAGAGAUUCUAUGACCCAACUUCAGGACAAGUUAUGUUGGAUGGACAUGACAUUAAAACUUUGAAGCUUAAAUGGUUGAGGCAACAGAUAGGACUAGUGAGCCAAGAGCCGGCUUUGUUUGCUACCACGAUUCGAGAAAAUAUACUCUUGGGAAGGCCUGACGCAAACCAGGUUGAGAUUGAAGAAGCUGCUAGGGUUGCUAAUGCUCAUUCAUUCAUCAUCAAACUUCCUGAAGGGUUUGAAACUCAGGUAGGAGAAAGAGGGCUACAACUUUCUGGAGGGCAAAAACAAAGAAUAGCAAUAGCAAGGGCAAUGCUAAAAAACCCUGCAAUUCUUCUCCUCGAUGAGGCAACAAGUGCACUUGACUCUGAAUCAGAAAAACUGGUGCAAGAAGCGCUUGACCGGUUCAUGAUUGGCAGAACAACUCUUGUAAUUGCUCAUCGCCUCUCCACAAUUCGUAAAGCUGACCUCGUAGCAGUGAUUCAACAAGGAAGUGUUUUUGAAAUUGGAACUCAUGAUGAACUCUUCUCCAAAGGUGAAAAUGGUGUCUAUGCCAAGCUUAUUAAAAUGCAGGAGAUAGCACAUGAAACUGCUAUGAAUAAUGCUAGAAAGAGUAGUGCAAGGCCUUCAAGUGCAAGAAACUCGGUUAGCUCGCCGAUAAUUGCCAGGAAUUCUUCUUAUGGCCGGUCACCGUACUCACGAAGGCUAUCUGAUUUCUCUACAUCAGAUUUUAGUUUGUCCCUUGAUGCAUCUCAUCCAAAUUACAGGCUUGAAAAGCUUGCUUUCAAAGAUCAAGCAAGUUCCUUUUGGAGACUAGUAAAAAUGAACUCUCCUGAAUGGCUUUACGCUUUAAUCGGCUCAAUAGGCUCAGUUGUUUGCGGAUCACUUAGUGCUUUCUUUGCCUAUGUUCUCAGUGCUGUCCUCAGUGUCUAUUACAAUCCAGACCACAAACACAUGAUCCGAGAAAUUGAUAAGUACUGCUACUUGUUGAUUGGCCUUUCAUCAACUGCAUUUAUUUUCAAUACAUUACAACACUUCUUCUGGGAUAUUGUUGGCGAAAAUCUUACGAAACGUGUCAGGGAGAAAAUGCUGACUGCAGUGCUUAAGAAUGAAAUGGCAUGGUUUGAUCAGGAGGAAAAUGAGAGUGCUAGGAUUUCUGCAAGGCUGGCUCUUGAUGCCAACAAUGUCAGAUCAGCCAUUGGAGACCGAAUUUCGGUAAUUGUGCAGAAUACUGCACUUAUGCUUGUUGCUUGCACUGCAGGUUUCGUGUUGCAGUGGCGUCUUGCGCUUGUCCUCAUUGCUGUUUUUCCUGUUGUUGUUGCAGCCACUGUUUUGCAGAAAAUGUUCAUGACUGGUUUCUCUGGUGAUUUGGAAGCUGCUCAUGCCAAAGCCACACAACUAGCUGGAGAGGCAAUAGCCAAUGUAAGGACUGUUGCAGCCUUCAAUUCAGAAUCAAAAAUUGUUCGCCUUUUCGCCUACAACCUUGAAACACCACUACAAAGGUGCUUUUGGAAAGGACAGAUUUCUGGAAGUGGAUACGGAAUAGCACAGUUUGCACUUUAUGCCUCAUAUGCACUCGGUCUUUGGUACGCUUCUUGGCUAGUGAAACAUGGAAUCUCCGACUUCUCUAAAACAAUCCAAGUUUUUAUGGUUCUUAUGGUCUCUGCCAAUGGUGCUGCUGAGACUUUAACACUUGCUCCUGACUUCAUCAAAGGAGGUAGAGCCAUGAGAUCAGUCUUUGAUCUCCUGGACCGUCGUACUGAGAUCGAACCAGAUGAUCAAGAUGCUACUCCUGUACCUGACCGUCUUCGAGGUGAAGUUGAACUUAAACAUGUGGAUUUCUCUUAUCCAACUAGACCAGAUAUGCCUGUUUUUCGUGACCUUAACCUUCGUAUCCGAGCUGGCAAAACUCUUGCACUUGUUGGACCUAGUGGCUGUGGUAAAAGCUCAGUGAUUGCACUUAUACAAAGAUUCUAUGAUCCAACAUCAGGUAGAGUCAUGAUUGAUGGAAAAGACAUAAGAAAAUAUAACCUCAAAUCCUUAAGAAGACACAUCUCUGUUGUACCUCAAGAGCCAUGUCUAUUUGCUACUACCAUUUAUGAAAACAUUGCAUAUGGCCAUGACUCAGCAACAGAAUCCGAGAUAAUCGAAGCCGCAACACUCGCCAAUUGUCACAAAUUCAUAUCUGCAUUACCAGAUGGAUACAAAACAUUUGUAGGGGAGAGAGGUGUUCAACUCUCCGGAGGACAAAAACAAAGAAUAGCCGUGGCACGCGCUUUUGUCAGAAAAGCUGAACUUAUGCUACUUGAUGAGGCAACAAGUGCACUUGAUGCUGAAUCUGAGAGGUCUGUUCAAGAGGCUCUAGACCGCGCUUCGUCGGGAAAAACAACUAUCAUUGUUUUAUUACAGGUUAAUGAGUCUUGA